Anopheles maculipalpis is the source of this 3608-nucleotide messenger RNA. Its product is annotated as dentin sialophosphoprotein. Lineage: Eukaryota; Metazoa; Arthropoda; Insecta; Diptera; Culicidae. Gene Ontology annotation, molecular function: RNA polymerase II transcription regulatory region sequence-specific DNA binding; DNA-binding transcription factor activity, RNA polymerase II-specific; zinc ion binding. Bases 42 to 3608 code for a protein of 1188 amino acids. Gene Ontology annotation, cellular component: nucleus. The record is from RefSeq and is a predicted model, not a curated record. The transcript is spliced from 4 exons. Gene Ontology annotation, biological process: regulation of transcription by RNA polymerase II.
AGCUACAGUUCGGACAGAAAACGAACACACUGUCCGUCGCGAUGGAGCGGUUUUCGAUCAGUAUCCUUCGCCAGCAAGUGUACAACAUUUGCCGUUUGUGCGGUGUAGAUAAUCCGGAUAAGACUCUCAUUCUUGGCGACGAAGAUGUAAUUUGCGCUAUGGAGUCGGAUGAACCGACAUUGGCAAAAAAGAUUGAAGAAUGUGUAGGAAUACAGGUGCAAGCGAAUGAUCAAAUGCCACAGAGCAUUUGUUCACUGUGCGUGGAUAAGGUGAACGAUUUCUACGAGUAUCGUUUGAUGUGCGCAUCAACCAAUAUACAGACACGAACCUUUCUCAAUUUACCGCUUGUACAGCCCUCUGUAUCGUUGAUGAAAUCUGAACCGGAACCGAGCGCGGCAGAAACGGAACAGGACGAUAAAAGCUUAGCUACUAUCUCGACACAAAAACAUGGUCCAAAAACGAGAAACCGAAAGAAAAAGCCAGGAAUCGAGACGCCGGAACAGUGUGCAGAAGAUGCUGAUUUAAAAUCAUUUCUCGACGUAUCUAGCGAGAAUCGUGUGAAGUAUGAACACUUGUGCCAGUACUGCAAUGAAAAGUACGACCAACCUGUCGACCUGGAGCGCCAUUUGGUGGUGAAGCAUACACCGCUCGUACACAAAUUUGGCUGUGGAUCUUGCAUGGAGUACUUUGACACGGCGUCCGAGUACAAGGAUCACAAUCUGUGGCACAAGCUAACACGAACGGCAUUUAGUUGUUUCCGAUGUGGCAAGAAAUGUGCCAAAAUCGGAACACUAAACAAGCAUGUGGAGAUGAACGCCUGUAUAAAACGGCCUAGUGCAUCUGCUGAAGUUCAGCUUGUGCCUGAUAUGCAAUGCACUUCAUGUCAGAAAAUAUUUAAAACACGCAACCUGUACGAGUGGCAUGGGUGCUUCAUACGCGCCCGCGCAAAUUGUCCCAAGUGUGGAAAGUAUUUCUUGAAAAAGAAUCUGCUCAUCCGUCAUUUCAUGCUGUACUGUAAGGGAUCGAUGCCAAUGAUGGAACCAACUUAUAUACCGAUAGCUGAACCUGGCAUAAACGGGCCGCCUGUGAACGGUUUACCACCACCAGACAGCCAAGCUCGGCAGUGCAAUACGCUGGUGAAUAAACGAGGAAGAGGCCGUCCAUCGCGAGCAGAACGUAUGAAGGAAGAAACUAUAGAGUUGCCAUUUACCCCACUGUUGGAUCUUCCGGAGGUGAAAUCCGAGCACAAUUCGGUUGUGGAUGGUCAAAUUUCGUGCGAUGAAAUUCUGUCGAGUGAGCAAGUUAAUGAAGCACAGAAACGCUCUUCGUUGAUAGAGCAAACGGACAAAAUAACUACGCUUUUGCGUUCUGGUGCUUCGGUUGACGGAAACACGGACAUUGCCACUAUCAGUAGUAUGCUAUCAUCGGUAAAUGAGGCCAUCGCUACCAUUUCGAAGGUACGCAAAAGGAAAAAGAAGCGAGAUCGGGACAAAGCAUCCGAUGAAGCUACCGAGAAAGCCAACCCGCCGAUGGUUGUGCUGUCGAUGGCGAACGUUAAGCAGGAAGUGCAGGAAGAUCCCAACGGGUUUGUUACAUUAACAAAUAGUUCCAGCGUGGGGAAUGAACGGAAUGUACCGAUUCCGAUGGACGAAGAUCGUCAGACAUCGGAAGCAGACGGAAACACCAACCAUGACGCAGAACACUGUGGUGACAGUGACGCGGGAGACAUUGUGGAGGAUAGUUUUGCUGAUCGUGCUGAUUCUGAUGGUGACAGUAGCGACGUUGAGAUAAUUAGCGUGGGAACUUACCAUCCAACAGGAACAUCAAAUUCUUCUGCCAAUAAGACGCAAGAAACCGGGCCACUGGUACAACAUACGGUGCAGAUAAAACAAGAACCAAUGGCUACCGACGAAGGUGAAGAGUCUGACUUUGCGGAAUAUGAAGAUGCUUCCAUGUUUGUUGCUGUUAAGCAAGAGCCAUCCGAUGAAUCGGAUGCAACGAUACCGAACCAGCCAUGCUCUACGAUGGAAAAACAUUCCAAUCCAUCGAAUUCAUCUUACCAGGCACUUCGGAUAAAGAUUAAGAAGGAAAAGGGAUUGCUUAAUGCAUCCGUGGUAGAGGAUGGUGGUACGAUCGAUGCGUUACGAACGCCCGAAGCGAAGCGGCAGAAAGCGUCAGAGGCACAGAAUAAAAGAAGCACUCGUCUUGUGGAAUCUGGUACGAAAGUGACGCAACCGGUAGCGGCUAAGCAACACAAUCUCCCUCCACCUGCGAAACGUCCACGGCCGUCAACGGCUGAGCUGAUGUUGAUGCCGAUUAAACAAGAACCACUAGAAAGCAUUCAACAGCUGCAGGAACAUGUGUCUACGGAACAAGUUUCAACAGCUGACACAGCGGCCUACGAUCCUACGAUGGUAAGGAUCAAACAGGAACCACUAGACGAUAGCACUCGAUCGUACGACCCACUACUAGCGAGUCCAUCCGAUAUUGUAGCAUUUGAUGGUGUGCGCAUUAAGCAGGAACGUGUCGAUAGUCAACAAACAGCACAGCAGAAAUCGAAAAAAGCGUUCAAUCCAUUAAGUCUGAUUGGUGUUCGUUUGGCUAGUAGCAAAAAAUCUACCAACAGCCAUCCAGCAAGUCAAACAGCGGCACAGAAAUCUAGCGUAAUGAUAAAUCCCUUUGCUUUGUUGAAGCAGAAGGAGGGUAGUCUGCCAGUGGUGGAGGAACAGACAUCGAGCUCGGAAAAAGAGAAAGUUUCCACCGACAGUAACCGACCCGAACGGUUCAGUUUGCCUGUUAUAACGCAAGUAAAGUCUAUAGAUCCGGUAGAGCAUUUAUCGUUAACUUCCGUGGCAUCCGCUGAAGCUGGCCCAUCGUCACCAGAAGCAGAGCAAUUGCAAAACGAGACGUCCGCUGGGUUGAACGAUUGCGUCGAUACAAACAAUGCGACGGACACGAAUUCUUCUCCCUCAGGUGAACUCAAUUCAGACAGUUCAGAGCCCGCAGUCGACACAGUAACGCCCAAAGUAACUGUUAGUGAGCUAAAGAUCGCUUCCGUUACUACGAUUGCACAAGACGUAUAUGAUUCCAACGGUCAAGAAAACACAGAGCAACACAUGUCAACUGUUGUAGCUACUACAAAUAAUAGUGAUGGUAAUGGUAAUGCUGCUGGAACUUGCAGCAGUGAGCCUGCUGAGAAAGAUCUCUUACCAAAGCUUGAUUCUCAGGACAUAGAGGGUGAGGUUCCGGAUGAUGAGAUGCGUCAAGUUGAACAUCAACCUAAACCUUCCUUCGACGCUGAAAAAGAAAGCGAGGAUGAUGCUCUAGUAGUGCGUAUGGAGAACGAUCAACAAGAGCGUAGCAGAUGUGAUAUUGUCGCAGCUGAAAAUACAUCUAACAUCGAUACAGCGACUGUGUCAAACACUGUCGAAACGCUAGUAGAAGAUAAAAAAGAUGUAAAUAUUAAUGCUUCCACAACUGCGAAAGAAGAUGGGAAGCAUUUACCCGACGGAGUAAUAGUGGCGGCAGUUAACACAGAACCUCCGGAGCCAUGUGCCGUUGCUGAUAAUGAUGAAGUUUCAGUUGCAGCUCAACAAUGUACAUCUUAG